AUGCCCCCCAAGCGUCCCUUCGUCGCGUUGCAGGACCGCUUUGUGAGCUCCCGGGCGGUGGUUUGCUGUCCAACCAUGGACCUCAUUGCAGUACUCACCCUUGAUCACCAUCUCGUCGUCCACCGGACAACAUCCUGGCAAAAGUUGCUACACAUUAAACCAUCCGAUGUCAGCUUUAAGAUGAUGACAUUAGUGUGGAGACCUGAUGGGCUGCAACUUGCAGUCGGGUGUGACGACGGCGACGUGGUAAUUUUUGAGAUUGAGUCCGGAAUAAGUCUACCUGACAGACGCAACAGCUUUCGCCAUGAACAUUGCAUUACUGCGAUGCACUGGGCUCAGAUCACUAAAGCUGGGGCUUCACACGAAACCCAGGGUGCCGACAAACGACAUCAUCGAAAGGUUCCCGGGGCUUUCGGUGAUGUCUGGAGCUCUCGUGACGCGAUAUCCCAGUCUAAGAUCCAGUUUAAAGGCCGAGCAUCAAGGUUUCUUGCGGUCAACGGUGAAACUGCUAGACAUGAUACCCUGCUAGUUACUGCGGACGAACGAGGUUUUAUUGCACUGUGGUGGAUGGGCAGGGUGCUCCUUACUCGUAUCGACGUGAGGAAACACUUUGGCGAAGAAGAGUUCCGGAUAUUAGACUCGGUGGGGCAUCAACAAGGUGAUACCGGGGGCUUCCGUGUUGAGCAAGUAAAUUUUGCGACAGAUGUGUCGCUUUUCUUCGUUCUGCUUGUGUUCUUCCGUGGUGGUAGCGUACAAGUUGACAACACGAUAGAUGGAGAGGUAGAGUCGAAGUUGUAUCGGAUAUUGGCCUUGGAUAUGACAGCUAUUCAGCAUAUCCACGAAGAUGUGGCACUUGUGGCAAGCACAGUAGAUUGCGUGCACACACUGCUUCAUCAAAUUACUACUUACGGCAGACAAAUGAGCACCGAAUGGAAAAAUGCAACGCGCAUUUUUGAGCUGAAGAUGGGGCUCAUCGGGCCGCUCUAUGAAAAAUACGCCUGUGAGGAUUUGCCGCAAGAAGAUAUGUUGUCGGUGUUGGUGACCGGUAUCACUCCGCCUGCGCUGGCCCAGUAUUUUGCUCAAGAUAUUCAAGAGAUGAGCGUGCAUCGAAUGCAGAAAGCUCUAUUCAGUGGCUGCGACUCACUUAGAACACUUGCUGAAGGCAAGUUGAAGCACGCUUUGGUGAACGUAUUGUUUCUUUUCUCGGAGUUGAGCGGUCAUGCCAAGUGGAAUACUCAAAACUAUGCAACUACUCUGGGAAUCACUGUUGGUGCCCUUGAUGACCUCGUCCAGGCAACACAAGAUGCUCUCAUUGAUGUGGAAGCGCUUAUAUUAGCAAUACACGAAACUCUUCAGGAUUUUGCGCUGUUUUUCCAGUGGCUUAUAGAACGUAUCCGCAUUCACACAAACUCGAAUCAAUUGAGAGGGGAAACACGUUCGACAGCAAUUGGUGGUCGCGACUGUGGAAAUCCAAGUAGCUCAAAAUCGCUUCUCAAUUUACGGCGCCUGUGCGAUUUCUUACAACGUGCUGCAGAAGCUGCUCAACGGUUUCGACAGCAACAACCAAAUCAAAGUGUGUACAAAGUUGAAACGACGUUUGGAAACUUAGUAUCUCUCCAGCUUUCGGCGCGGCCAAUUCCACAGAAAGGUAGAGUAGGUGCGGGAUUCUUUACCCUCAUUCAAUGUAUCCAAGAUCAGUGGUCAGCCAUGUUGGACGCGGUGGCAAAAACACUGGCGCAGACGACUAGACGCGAGAAGAGUGGAUGUUUUACUAUUGGUAGCACCAGCAACGCUGUCGAGGAAUGUCAUAUUCAUUUUCGGCAGCCAUUUAUCAAACCGAGACCAGAAGAGAUUGCUAAGAACGAGGAUCAGAGUGAUGACGACGAAAGUGAUGAUGAAACGAUUGAUUGGAACUCUCUCAAACAUUACGGGCACAAGCGGGAAGAUCAGGCCUAUUGCAGUACGAUCAUGGUCGGGUUUCGAUUACAAUCAGGUGUUCUACUGCUUCUGCGUGCACUUCAACGUGUGGAUUUGCUUCAGCUUCGACACAAAUCUCCCUCGCGCUUGAUAUGGGAUACUGCAGUAAUAAACUUUUCGUGUAGACCUCCUGCGGGUGCUGUUAUCUGCAGAACCUUUGACUUUUACGGAGAUGGGUCGCCAGACAAGCCAGAACGGCUUGCAUUCGUGCUGGACCGCGCAGCUGAUGGUCAAGUGCACCAAGAGUGGUUGUAUCUCCAGCCAUACGACAACGUUGAGUUUACACAUGCAAAUUCCUCUGUCUCAUUUGAGACGAUCAUAGCCCAGAGCGUCACUCACACCUUUACACUUGACGAUGCUCGAGGACGAGCCGUUGCGUCGUCUUCAGCUCCCUCGCACUCCGGGAAAACGGCAACAUCUGUGAUCUCGGCUGCAUCGAGAGGGGUUUUGUGCGUCAUCUUCCUACCUAAUCGCUUAGCUGUCUUCGAUGCAGAAGACUGCGAAGACGAUGACAGCGAAUACGAUGACAGCGUUAGUGACAAUUAA
Molecule: messenger RNA, 2523 nt
Organism: Peronospora farinosa
Lineage: Eukaryota; Oomycota; Peronosporomycetes; Peronosporales; Peronosporaceae
Source: the annotation of a GenBank genome assembly